Episyrphus balteatus (marmalade hoverfly) is the source of this 3755-nucleotide messenger RNA. It is a transcript of the gene DIP-theta, whose product is annotated as opioid-binding protein/cell adhesion molecule homolog. Gene Ontology annotation, cellular component: neuron projection. The transcript is spliced from 10 exons. The coding region runs from base 1674 to 3068 and encodes 464 amino acids. The record is from RefSeq and is a predicted model, not a curated record. Lineage: Eukaryota; Metazoa; Arthropoda; Insecta; Diptera; Syrphidae.
GAACACGGGAAUAUCCUUGUGAUCCUUGUAUAAUCAGUGCGUGCCUUAAGUAAAUUAGUUUAGUUUGCUCCUAACUUUUGUCGAUUGUGGUCGCGUUAGUCUCUGUUUCAUAAAUGCGGUUCGAAACGAAAAAGCAAAUAUCCUUUUUUUGAUACCAAGAAAGGACAUACCAAAACUUCAAACUGUUGUCACCGAAUUUUGCUUGCUCCGAAACUAGGUCGUGUGGAGUAGGUAUUGUCUAUCCCCAAACAUUAGACAUAUUGUGCGAAGAAGACGUGUUAUUUUUGUGUUUAUUAUUUCCUCGAAAUAAAAAUAAUAACAAAAAUAUCAUGUAAGAAUACACGAUAUAUUUUGUUUAUUACUUAAUCGCAGUUAUUGUCUUUUGCAUGCACGAAAUAAAUAACACUGCCACAGCAAGGAUAACACCAAUCAUAUCGUUGGUUUUUCCUCCUUUGCCGCACUGCGAAUAACACAUUUUGUUUUUAUAAAAAAGGACUUUCAGUCAUCGCGUGACACUUGUAAUUUAGUGUUUUGCAAAAAGUUAGUUAAAAAUAUAAAACCAGUAAUGUGAACUCUCUUUCCUUUAUAUUUGAAUGAUAGAGAGUGACAAGGAUUUGACGGGUAAUAAAUAUUCAAAACCCGAAUGAUAACCUGCAUGAGGCAAGGACUAAUAAUACAAAAACAACAACUAAAUCACGAGAAAAAAUAAAAUAAAAAAGGAUACUCGUUAAGCUUAUCAAGCAAAAAGAAGGAGUCUCCUAUACGGUUGGGCAAAAUUAAUGGUCAACAUCUGUUAACAGUGUCAUUAUGGUCAAUUUCCAUCCUUGGUUUUGACCUUAAGUUCAUAAAAAAAGUAACCCUCGGAAGGUGUAAUCAGUGAAGUGUGUUGCCGAAGAAUAUAGGGACAAACACAGGUACACAAGAAUUUCUACUUACCUGAUCCAAAUUUUUAUUGUUCGACACCCACAAUACAGCAACAAUAACAUGAACAAAAAAGGAUAUCCUUUUUAAUGAAAUUGAGUUGACGUUUCGACAAGAGUUACUUAUCUUUUAUCCUUGUAUUUCUUUUUUGUGUCGAGUGUAAAUUUACUACUUGAAAUCGAGAAAGCACAAAAGAAGUGCGGAAAAAAGUAUCUUGUAUCUUUUGUGGCGCCCUCUUUUGAUCUCUAUUGUCAUUGGGUUUUAGUGAGCAGAAAAAAAAAUAUGACAACAACAACGUCAUGGUAAAGUCAGUGCUGUAAAAGAUAAACAAGUGUAAAUUCUUUCUUUUUUUAUUUUGAAUUUUAUUUCCUAAGUCAUUGAAUGAUUUGAGUAUUUUUUUUUAUUCCUCAUCAACCCCCCAGUCCCUAGGAAAAUAUACUCGUAUUUAUAAACCGCACAUAAAAGUCACUUGUUUUUAUUGCUUUCGAAAACCGCGCGGAAUUUUUUCUAUUGUUUAGUCAGAGAGAGGUGGCUUAUAAUCACUAGAAAGAUAUAUAUGUAAUAGCAACGAGCAUUAUCCUUGAGAGGGAGUAUAAUUUAUUUCGACAAUAUGGGCAAAUAUUUGGUUCCGCGUGUGCACGUGUUUUUUUGAAAAUACAAUAAUGAAUGAUAUGCGGUUAGACGAAUUGUGGUAAAGGAAGUUUGUUUCCUGUUUUUUUUUUAUUUGUCCUUUUAAAUCGAGAGAAAGAAAAAUGACACGAAUAAAACUGAAACGCAAGGAUGUACUUCAUUUGAUGGGUGUCAUCAAUAUUGUUGGAUUGAUACAUUAUGGAUAUUGUGAGCCGAACAAUUCGGAUGAACAGGAUAUGUCACACUUUGAUAUGAAAAAUCAUGAGGAGCUACUGGAAGAUAUCCGAGAAGAUACAUCGGUGAAUACAAUACCUGAAAAGGAUCUACCGAAAUUCGGUGAGCCUUUACAAAAUGUUACAAUCCCUGUGGGACGAGAAGCUAUUCUUCAAUGUGUCGUUGACAAUCUACAGACUUACAAGAUCGCGUGGUUACGUGUGGAUACACAAACCAUUCUAACGAUACAAAAUCACGUAAUCACCAAAAAUCAUCGAAUGAGCAUAACUCACGCUGAGAAACGUGCUUGGGUAUUGAAAAUUCGUGACGUUAAGGAAUCGGACAAGGGAUGGUAUAUGUGUCAGAUAAACACGGAUCCGAUGAAGAGUCAAGUUGGUUAUUUAGAUGUUGUUGUUCCACCUGACAUCCUCGAUUACCCAACGAGUACGGAUAUGGUAAUUCGGGAGGGAAGCAAUGUUACAUUGAAAUGUGCAGCGACAGGAUCUCCAGCUCCAACGAUAACAUGGCGAAGAGAAAGUGGUGAUCCGAUUCCUGUGCCCAAUGGACCAGAUGUUAUCAGCUAUAAUGGAUCGUAUUUAACAAUUCCAAAAGUAAAUCGACUCAACAUGGGCGCGUAUCUGUGCAUAGCAUCCAAUGGUAUACCACCGACUGUCAGCAAGAGGGUAAUGCUAAUUGUUCACUUUCCACCAAUGAUCUGGAUUCAGAAUCAAUUAGUUGGAGCUGCCAUUGGUCAGAAUAUCACAUUGGAAUGUCAGUCGGAAGCAUACCCAAAGUCCAUUAACUACUGGAUGAAGAAUGACACUAUAAUUGUACCAGGUGACCGCUUUGUGCAAGAAACCCUAGAGAAUGGUUACAAGAUAACAAUGCGAUUGACGGUGAAUGAUGUUGACAUUAAGGACUUUGGUUCUUAUCGUUGUGUGGCUAAGAAUUCACUUGGGGAUACAGAUGGAGCAAUUAAAUUAUAUCAUCAACGUUACAACAAAGUGCAUCGGACAAAAUCAAAAGCAGACCUUUCUCCAUCAUCACUGAAUAAUGUUUAUGUUGGAGCAACUUCAAGCUUAUGGAAUUCUCCAGACCAAAUAAAUAGGGACCAAAGUCCUGAUCACAACAACUACCGCAGUGACGGCUCAAAACCUUCACCUAAACAUGAUGCUGAUUCUCUGACAGAUGAUAGUUCAUCAGUAAUAUCUUCAAGCACAAAAUGUUCAAUAGGAACAUCCACGAAAAUGUACCUUACCCUUAGUUUAGUUUAUUUUGCUUUAUUGAAUGAGUUUCAUGUGUAGCAAAUAUUUGCUCAUUUUAAUAUACAAGUAAAUUAAAUUCUGUAAGAAAUAUAAUUCGCAAUAAAUUUUGUAAAAUGGUUACAUAAAUAAAUAAAACAUUAUCAAAUUAAAGUAUCACAAAAAAGUUAUUGUAUAAAUACAACCAUUUAAUAAAAGAAAACCAUCACGAAGUAAAAAUAAAAAUACAAAAAAAAGUAGUUAUAAAUUUAAGAAACACAAAAAAACUAUUUUUUAAAUUAAAUAAUAAGACUGCAAGUAUGUAAUGUAUGUUUAUCAUAAUAUGCUUAACGAAAAAUGAAUUAUAUAAUGUUAUAUUAGUUCCUUUGUUCUUCCUUAGUUUAAAAAAUAUUUUUUUAAUCCGUAAUUUUAAAAAUCAAAUAAAAAAAAUUAAUGAAACAUUUGAGGCCACUGGUAAAUACAAAUAUUUGAACAAAAUAUGAGCUUGUUAAACGUAUCCCGUUGAGCGAGAUAGAGAAGAAUAUUAACCGAUAAGAUAUACACAAAUUAUACUAUUAGUUCUAUUGUUAACUGUAACAAACAACAAAACUAUUCAAUUUAUAUACAGGUAAGAUAAAAUAUAUUAAAUUAUAAAGUUAAAGAUGAAAAUAAUCAGAAAAAUAAUUAAAGUAAUUAACUUAAUGUGAGAAAUGACAUGUAAAAUACAAAAUUUAAUAAAGUUGUAAUUUA